Molecule: messenger RNA, 4716 nt
Organism: Brassica napus (rape)
Lineage: Eukaryota; Viridiplantae; Streptophyta; Magnoliopsida; Brassicales; Brassicaceae
Product: SNF2 domain-containing protein CLASSY 2-like
Exons: 6
Coding region: 630-4484 (1284 amino acids)
Biological process (GO): gene silencing by siRNA-directed DNA methylation
Molecular function (GO): ATP binding; ATP-dependent chromatin remodeler activity
Source: RefSeq, a predicted model, not a curated record
CAUAAAUACCUUCAAAAACUCUGAUAUCCAAUCCGUGCACAGACCUAGUUCUUACUUUUAUAGUAACAAUUUACUAUUUUACUGUAUGUACUACCUUCUACAACAAUCGCUGUCAAAGAGUUACCGCGAUAUCUCUAGUGUCGACCCCACUGAAUUCUCAGAGCUUGACUUUCUCUCGUCUCGGAAAAUCUAUCUAAGAACAAAUCACAGCCGCUUAUUUUACACGUGCAUUUAAGAAACAUGCAAACAUUAUUACCAAACUGUCCUCUCUCAGACACUCCUUAAACCUCUCCUCUCGCUCGGUAUAUUUGUCAAUCGGAGACUGCCUUUUUUCAUAAUCGUCAACAAGAAAAAAAGGUAUUCAUGCAAACUUUUCUACAAUAUUUUUUAAUAGGCAACUUCACGGAAUCACGGUGACCAAGACUCUAAAGUAACCAGUGUGGUAUUGAAGUCUCCGUCCUUUUUUACAGUAUAAUAUAGUUUCUUUUCAUCUUUCUUUACCUCUAUUGCCCCUGGAUCAUGGAAUAGUAAAUCAUCGCUCUGUACUGCAGACUCUGGAUUCGUUUCAUAUUCCAAGAUCCUCAGGUACUAUGCGUUUGGGUUAACUGACCCAAAACAUUAAAAAAAAGAUGAAGAGAAGACGUUUCUAUGAUUUGAAGCAUCCAUUUGAUCCAUUCCCUUUCGAGAUCUUCUCCUGUGGUACAUGGAACCCUGUUGAAUACAUAAGGAUCCAACAUGGAAAGAUGACAGUACCUCUAUUAGAGAACGGUUAUAUACUGGAAGAUAUACGUCCCUUCCAAAGGCUUCGUCUCAGAUCAAGAAAGGCUACCUUGAACGACUGCACAUGUUUCCUCCGACCUGGUAUCGAUGUUUGUGUUCUCUACCCUCUCCAUGAAGAUGACUUGGAACCGGUUUGGAUCGACGCGAGGAUUGUUUCUAUAGAGAGGAAGCCACAUGAAUCUGAAUGCACAUGCGAGAUCUAUGUCAAAAUUUACAUAGACCAAGGCUGCAUUGGAAUGGAAGGACAAAGAAUCAACAGAGACUCCGUGAUCAUCGGUCUAAACCAAAUCUCCAUCCUCCAAAAGUUUUACAAGGAACAAAGUGGUGAUCAGUUUUACAGGUGGAAGUUCUCUGAGGACUGCACUACACUGAUGAAAACAAGACUCUCGUUAGGAAACUUCUUGCCGGAUCUUUCUUGGUUGCUUGUCACUUCGGUAAUGAAAAACAUUGUGUUUCAUGUCAGAACAGUGCAAACAAAGAUGGUUUAUGAGAUUGUAACGGAUGAAGCCUCUAGCAGCUCUUUGAGCUCUAUGAAUAUAACGGUGGAAGACGGUGUCUCUUUAUCCAAAGUGGUUAUGUUUAAUCCUGCGGAUAUAGUAGAUCUUGAAGUGAACCAAGAAACAGAACUCUACUCUGAAGAAGAUGAUGUUGUGGAACUGCGUCGGUCCAAGAGAAGAGUUAUGAGACCGGAUAGGUAUACCGGAUGUGAUUAUCAGCUAGAUACAAAUGAUGGUUGGGUGCGGAUGAUGCCAUACCGGUUUGAAAAGUUGGAUGUAGUUAGUAUGGAAGAUGAGUACUACUACUACGAAGAAGAAGAUAGUGGCCAUGAGGAGGAUGAUGAUACUCAAAAUGAUUUGUUCAAGAUAAAAAGAUCUAAGUCACUUCGAUUGAAACCAAAACGUAGACAAGGUCAGAUUGUUAUGGUAGAGAAGAAGAGAAGACGUGGACCUGGUGUAAAACAAAGGAAGUCUCUACAAGUGAUACCAAAACGUAGACAAGGUCAGAUUGUUAUGAUAGAUAAGAAGAGAGGACGUGAACUUGGUCGGAAAGAGAAGUUUGGGCUGACUGUGAUUCCUUUCACUCCAGUGUUUGAUCCUAUACCAUUGGAACAGUUUGGUCUUAAUGCUAAUAGCUUGGACCAAGGUGGCGGUUUCUCAAGAAACCAGUACUUUGAUGAUAUUGAGAACUACCGAAGCAAGUCUGCUAAGUUUGGUAAGAAAGCAACUGAAAUGGAAGAGAUGAUGGAGUCUGAUCUAUGUUGGAAAGGUCCUAACCACGUGGUGAAGUCGGUUCAAACACGAGUAACCAGAUCAUCAUCGCGGUCAGCUGCUCAAAAGAAUAAGUGUUCUGAUGAACCAAAGGUGUAUAAGAAAGUAACACUAAGCGCAGGUGCUUAUAACAAGCUGAUAGAUGCAUACAUGAGCAACAUCGAUUCAACAAUUGCAUCCUUGAACGAGCCGGCCAGUGUUGUUGACCAGUGGGAGGAGUUAAAGAAGACGAACUUCGCUUCUAAACCGCAUGGAUGGGAGAUGGGAGGAGCCUCUAGUGAGGAUGGUGAGGGAGAGACUUCAGAGAAUGAUAUGUUAUGGAGAGAAAUGGAACUCUGCCUGGCUUCUUCUUACAUUCUUGACGACAAUGAGGUAAGAGUGGACAAUGAGGCUUUUGAAAAAGCGAAAAGUGGUUGUGAACAUGAAUAUAUGCUGGAUGAAGAGAUUGGGAUGUGUUGUAGGUUAUGUGGUCAUGUAGGAAGUGAGAUCAAACAUGUUUCUGCACCUUUUGCUAAACAUAAGAAGUGGACUAUAGAGACUAAGCAGAUAGAAGAAGAUGACAUAAAGACUAAACUGAGCCACAAAAAAUCCACAAGCAAAGACUUCACUAUGUCAAACGAUUCUCCUGAGAUGCUUACAGCUGAAGAAAGUGAUAACGUUUGGGCAUUAAUACCUCACCUUAAGAGGAAACUCCAUAUGCAUCAGCGGCGAGCUUUCGAGUUUCUCUGGAGAAACCUAGCAGGAUCUGUGGAGCCUCCUCUUAUGGAUCCCACUUCAGACAACAUAGGAGGCUGUGUGAUCUCUCAUGCUCCAGGAGCUGGUAAAACUUUCCUAAUGAUUGCUUUCCUCACAAGCUACUUAAAGCUGUUUCCUGGUAAGAGACCUUUGGUUCUUGCUCCAAAAACAACUCUCUACACGUGGUACAAGGAGUUCAUCAAAUGGGAGAUCCCAGUUCCUGUUCAUUUGAUCCAUGGACGAAGAACCUACUGUGUAUUCAAGAAGAACAGUGUAGUUAACUUCAAUAGAGUUCCUAAACCUAGCCAAGAUGUUAUGCAUGUUCUUGACUGCUUAGAGAAGAUACAGAAAUGGCACGCCCACCCUAGCGUUCUUGUAAUGGGUUACACCUCGUUUCUGACUUUGAUGAGGGAGGACUCCAAGUUUGCUCACAGGAAGUACAUGGCCAAGGUGCUAAGAGAGAGUCCUGGCCUUCUUAUUCUCGACGAAGGACAUAACCCUAGGAGUACUAAGUCGAGACUACGCAAAGGGUUGAUGAAAGUUGGUACUGACUUGAGAAUACUUCUCUCUGGCACUUUGUUUCAAAACAACUUCUGUGAGUACUUCAACACUUUGUGUCUAGCUAGACCAAAGUUUGUUCAUGAAGUUCUAAUGGAGUUGGAUAAGAAGUUCAAGGCGAAUCAAGGCGUGAAUAAAGCGCCUCACCUUCUUGAGAACAGAGCUCGUAAGUUCUUUCUUGAUAACAUCGCCAAGAAGAUUGACGCUGGUGUGGGAGAUGAACGUCUUCAAGGUCUCAACAUGCUGAGGAACAUGACUACUAGCUUCAUUGAUAACUAUGAAGGAAGUGGCGGCGGCGAUGCUCUUCCCGGUUUGCAGAUCUAUACGUUGUUGAUGAACUCAACGGAUAUACAGCAUAAGAUCCUCACAAAGCUUGGAAACGUGAUGGCGUCUUAUCACGGGUUUCUACUAGAGCUCGAGCUUCUUGUUACAUUAGCAGCUAUACAUCCUUGGUUGGUCAAGACCUCAGCCUGUUGCGCCAAGUUCUUGAACGCGCAAGAACUUUUAGAGAUCGAAAGGCUCAAGCACGACGCGAAGAAAGGAUCUAAAGUCAUGUUUGUGCUUAACCUAGUGUUCAGAGUGGUCAAGAGGGAGAAGAUCUUGAUCUUCUGCCACAACAUUGCACCGAUCCGUCUGUUUAUAGAACUGUUUGAGAGCAUUUUCAGGUGGCAGAGAGGGAGAGAGAUCUUGACCUUAACGGGUGAUCAAGAGCUUUUCGAGAGAGGUAGAGUGAUAGACAAGUUUGAAGAGCCUGGAAACCCAUCAAGAGUCUUGUUAGCUUCGAUCACGGCUUGCGCAGAAGGGAUUAGCUUAACCGCGGCGUCAAGGGUCAUCAUGCUUGACUCGGAGUGGAACCCUUCAAAGACAAAGCAAGCCAUAGCUCGUGCGUUCAGACCGGGACAACAGAAAGUUGUUUAUGUUUAUCAGCUCCUGUCUAGAGGAACGUUGGAGGAAGACAAGUACAAGAGGACGACGUGGAAAGAAUGGGUUUCGAGUAUGAUAUUUAGUGAGGAUUUUGUUGAGGAUCCGUCUCUUUGGCAAGCUGAGAAGAUUGAAGAUGAUGUUCUUAGAGAGAUCGUUGGGGAAGAUAGAGUUAAAUCUUUCCAUAUGAUCAUGAAGAAUGAGAAGGCUUCAACAGGGUGAUGGUUUAUAUAAGAUAGUAUAAUAAGAGCAUGGAAAUAAACAGAAGCAAUAAGGUUAGUUCUCUGUUUCCUCCAUGGCUUUGAUGAUGAAUGUUAAGUACCUGGAACUCAUGUGUGCCAUGCACUAAUAACGUAUAACUAUGUGAAAAUGUACUUGUAUAAUAUUAACAAUGUGUAAUAUUAAAAAAAUCAAUAAUAAUGUACUGUGAAAUAGUAUUGUGUUUCUAGUGCUA